Messenger RNA from Pisolithus orientalis, 1713 nucleotides. RefSeq lists its product as uncharacterized. Lineage: Eukaryota; Fungi; Basidiomycota; Agaricomycetes; Boletales; Pisolithaceae. Bases 1 to 1713 code for a protein of 570 amino acids. The record is from RefSeq and is a predicted model, not a curated record. The transcript is spliced from 4 exons.
AUGGACCAAUAUGUUUUCACCUUUCCUCCCACCACCUUUGGCCCCACAGGAGGUGAUUCCGCAUGUCUGACUCCAGGGUUCAACUUGUAUAAUUUCCGGAAUCUGUCCGAUGUGCCGUUCCCUCCCAACGCUGCACAAUCGCCUCCACAGCCUUUGGAAUUGCACAACCCAUCCUAUGGUUAUCCUGCACUGGACCCCACUCUCUUAGCCAUUUCCGUCCCUCGGCUCGAGUCAUCUCUGACUUCGAGACCCGCCCUACCUUCAUCUACUGCUCAAGUAAUGGCGUCCGCACAUGUCCCAAUUUCUUGCACCGCAGUAGACCAUCAUCCGGACACCACGCCUGCCAAGACUGCCCAUUCAAAUGCUACCUUUGUCCCCAGCGUGACCACCUCUAGUACACAUCCCAAUAACGGCACACCCAACGUUUGCAAUGGCAGAGUCUCGGUGGUUAAAGUGGCAGGCAACAAGUCCACUUGGGCUACCCGAAACCCUGGACGGCCAGUCAUGCAGCCUCAUCAGCCACUCUCCGCUGUGGAGAAAGAUCAUCGCAGCGCGCAUGCAGCAUCAAGGCAAAUUUCUGCAGCACAACGGAGGGAUCGUGACACACUUCUGAACGAUGCCAUCCAGUCCCUAGCCAAUGAGUUUGAAAUGAAGGUACAGGCCAUUGCAACUACACAUAACGUUACAAGUGAGAAGGUCAAGAAGCUCCUGGGCAGUCACAAAUAUUAUCAGAACCCGUGCAGCACGCAACUGGCCAAUGCCAUUAUUCACGACAAGGCAAACGAGGUUAAUGAAGGUCGCGCUCGUGGGGAGAAGCUCUCCCUCCAACAGAUUCGGGAGUUGGCAAGGGCGGACCCCAAAUACCAGGACAUGACUCAAGAUGAAAAAGAUGAAUUGUUACGUGCCCUCACGGAAUAUCGCACUCUCAAGAACGUGAGUGUUCGUGCUACAAAUUCUGCAGCGGCGUGCGAUGCACAGUCAACCUUGGAGCAUGUUUUUAAAAUACUUGAUGGACUUGCCCUUCGCACUGGAAUAUACGCAUGUCUCUUUGCCACUUGUGGACAUGUCUACAACUCAUCGCAGCCUUUCUGGUAUGGAACCGAUAAUGUCAUGGACUUUUGGGAGGAUGUUAUGGACCUCGAACCCAACGAAAUCGUUCGUAAACUGGAACAGUGGGCAUGCAUGCAUGGAAAAAACAUCGAGGAGCGCAACUCCGUAGAAGGCAUGCAGCGAAUGUGUGCCCGCAUUCUUAAUUCUGGUCUCCAUGAGUAUUCGUUCUACCUUCUAACAGCUCCUGACAUGCAAGUAUACACAGGUGUUGUUGCCAAGAAAAAAAUGCGAAUCAACUUUGUCAAUUUUGAGGUGGCCAUCAAGGAGAAAUAUGGCAUCGAGCUACUUGGGCGGCCGGAGAGUGUUCCAUUCCAGUCUCCUCACACCACUACAAAUGCUGAACACCUCUGUACCCUUCGUGACAUGCUUAAAGCAGGUACAUGUCAUUGGGUGUACAUGUCUAUGCAACAACGUAUGCAACAUGCGGAUCGACUUAAGGAACGACAAAUUGCUGGGGAAGCAGUUGGAAAACCUCGCAAGAAGUCCUCCGAUGCGGGCAGGAAACGCCGCCGCACAGCACCAGGCAAGGGGAAAGCUCCAAAAAGUGUCGCAUUGAUCGACUCGUCUUUGGAGGACAACAGCUCCACAGAAGAUGAUGAGUAA